Colletotrichum chrysophilum is the source of this 873-nucleotide messenger RNA. RefSeq lists its product as uncharacterized. The coding region runs from base 1 to 873 and encodes 290 amino acids. NCBI's taxonomy places the organism in Eukaryota, Fungi, Ascomycota, Sordariomycetes, Glomerellales, Glomerellaceae. Gene Ontology annotation, biological process: carbohydrate metabolic process. Gene Ontology annotation, molecular function: hydrolase activity, hydrolyzing O-glycosyl compounds. The record is from RefSeq and is a predicted model, not a curated record. The transcript is spliced from 2 exons.
AUGUCCCGACCGGUACUUGCAACAGGCCAUGCUGACAUCGUCAACGACACCGAAGGCAACUGGUGGGCGGUAUUUCUUGCAACCCGCCCACAGAACCCACGGAACAGUACUGGUCUCCCCCAGCUGGGCAGAGAGACUUUUCUUUGUCCGGUCACCUGGGACGAUGAGGGAUGGCCUAUUUUCAACAACGGCAACCCCAUCAUUGAGUACGAAGCCGAUGUCCUCUAUGACCUGGACAGGCCUCAAGUCUGGCGAGACGAAUUUGAUGGCGGGCUUGUUGAUAAGUCUUACUACUACUUGAGAACGCCUUACAAGGACUUCAAAGACUUUGAGUCUAGCCCUGGGAAGCUUCGUAUCCGAGGGAAUGUCUACACAUUGAAUGACAGAGAGACUCCCGCAGCCUUACUUCGCAAGCAGGUUGAUCUCAACACUACCUUCAGCACUGAGGUGAGCGCGUUUAGCCCGGAGAACUGGAGACAGGAAGCCGGGGUAAGCAUUUAUCUCAGCAUUCACUACCACAACGAAAUCGCUUUGACCUACUCGAAUGCGACGGGCAAGCGGGCAAUCGUGGUUCAUGCAAGAACGGGUAUCGAUGCAACACUGAACACAACCUAUGUCGAGGAUGAAGAAGUUGCUGCAGGCGCGCCCGUCAAACUCUUCAUUGAGGCGAAGGACGUUGGCUACCGUCUGGGAUAUUCAACUGGCAGUAAUGACCCCCAGUGGCUUGCCAGUGUCGAGAAUCGAUGGCUACAGUCUUACGUUGAGGGCUGGCAGAAUUUUGUCGGCAGCCAUUUUGCGAUCUACAGCACUGGUACUAGACUACCUACAUUGAACUCUGCGGAGUUUGAAUACAUCCAAACUGAGUUGAACUGA